This is a messenger RNA of Rhodamnia argentea, 1560 nucleotides long. Its product is annotated as increased DNA methylation 3-like. Bases 84 to 1292 code for a protein of 402 amino acids. The record is from RefSeq and is a predicted model, not a curated record. Gene Ontology annotation, cellular component: nucleus. The transcript has 3 exons. NCBI's taxonomy places the organism in Eukaryota, Viridiplantae, Streptophyta, Magnoliopsida, Myrtales, Myrtaceae.
CACAAUCUGGCGUCUAUGCUCUAAGAUUACUCUGGUCCGAAGCAUCAGACCAAGUUCUUCAGACUUACCGAUUCUGAUUGAAAAUGGCUCAAACGGUGAAUGCUGCUGCGCCAUCCACAGCUGCUCCUGCAGGCGAAGACAUGAUGACUAAUGACCAGCACUUCCUCCUGACCAUCAUUCUGGGAAUAUACUUUGGGCCUCAUCUCAAAGGGGAAAGGCCACCCUACAAGUCGGCGAUGCAGAGAGUGCACGAGAGAUUGCCACACUACACUUCCAAUCAGCUGGCUGGGUCCAAGAUGAUGGUGGCCCAAAUAAUGCACGUGUACUACUACAUCCUCAGAAAGGCCAGUCAAUCAGUUGUAGUGGCCCCGCCUUUGUUGCUCAAGUUCUUCAGCAACACCCUUCCGACCAAAGUCCUUGGUACUGGUAGCAACUACCCUCGGUUCAAUGACCUCUUUCCGACUGACCUGCACCCUUGCUCGUAUGUCGAAGAGCGAUUUAUCGCAAUAGACAACAUCAUGUUCAGUGAUGCUCCGAGCACAUCUUACCUCAGGGAAGAGGUUGUUACGUCGUUUAAGAGUUUGACUGGGCUGCAGGAGUUCAUUCUGGAGAAGGAUGCUGCCAACCUACCCAUUUAUGUCACGGACGAGGCAUUCUAUGAAGUGGUAGCACGAGAGGAACAUUCAGAGGGACUAUCUCAUUUUUUCGUGCCUCCUGGUUCUCACAGUAGAAAACGGAUGAGUAAUGUGGCUCUCGAUGUGAUGCCUCUUCGAAGGGUUCCAUAUGAAGGCUCACCCUCCUCGAAGUCAUCACGGUUCUCUGGAGAAUGCAAAACUAACUUCAAGGCUCAACUUGCUGCUAAGGUGGUGUUUUCUCCGCUCAGUACGGCGGAGAUGCAAUGUCGAGGUACCGUUGCUGCCUCCAGUGCUGGAGUCAGACUGGUUGGGAAUGUGGACGUCGGGCUUGCGGAGUCCAAGGACUGUUACCUGUUCCAGGUGUCACUUCCAGGGGUCAGAAGAGACCAAAAAGGUAAUAACGAAUUUCUCUUAAACUUCCUUUUAGAUGCUGCAGCAUUUAGUUGUGAACUCGACAUGAGUGGUGAGGUCUUAAUAGAAGGAGAGACUGCCACGGAUGGGAAGGUGGUUGAGGGCAAAGCAGGAAACCUUUGUCUGUCCGGACACUUCUCUCUGUGUUUUCAGCUGCCCGGUUGUGUCGAUCCCAGACAGUCCAACUGCAACUUCGGCACAGAUGGGAUCUUCGAAGGAGUUGUGAAGAAGCUGAUCGACUACUGAUGACUAUCUCACAGCUCAGAAGUUGUAAAUAUGUUGGAAUUAACCGAAACUCUAUAAGACACAAAUCGUGUCCUAUGUUUGCUCCUCCUGUACUUUUUUCAGAUGCGGAUAUAAUGCAGAAAAAGAAUGCAAUAUAAUUGCUCCUAAUUGCUUCAUUCUGAAUUUCAACCUGAACUACAUUUGACUCUAAAUUCCGCUAUGAAUGAUAGUAUAGAAGGAGCUGAUUCAUAUUUUAUUUAGUAAGUGCUCAGGGCCUAUAUAACAACCC